Platichthys flesus (European flounder) is the source of this 4179-nucleotide messenger RNA. RefSeq lists its product as uncharacterized. The transcript is spliced from 2 exons. The record is from RefSeq and is a predicted model, not a curated record. Bases 748 to 1713 code for a protein of 321 amino acids. NCBI's taxonomy places the organism in Eukaryota, Metazoa, Chordata, Actinopteri, Pleuronectiformes, Pleuronectidae.
AGAACAUCCACGUCACGCACUGAUGUCCCCUCUAAUUUCCGCCAAACCCAGGCAGUCUAAGGAGAUGUGAACUGAUGCAGUCCCUGUUACAUGUUUCAUCAUUACAGGUAUGAUUGUCAAAUUAAUCACUAUACGAUCAUUGCAAUUGACUGGUUUUGUUUAUAAUGUAUAUAUGUUUUGUUAUACUCUGUCUGCAUUUGGAGCUGAAAGAGACAGCAGUCUAAGGAGAUGUGAACUGAUGCAGUCCCUGUUACAUGUUUCAUCAUUACAGCUGAAAGAGCCAGUAAAAAGAUAUCCAAAGAGAGCUGUGGUGUCGGGGUGAUUUUGCGGUGUGUCGCAGACUCACUACAUAUUUGGUGCCAUGACCCGGAUCAAGAGAUCAGUUGCUGCAGAUCGCCGGGAAGCUUCUCUACAUUUUCUCGACAUCACAGGUGCACAGAACCUGGAAAAACGGACCCUGCACAGUAUGUCCUUUUCGAACAGUGAUGACCCUGAAGGGGCUGCAGGUGUAUCUCCUUCACGAUAUGUCAGUGUGCCACAGUCAGAUGAUCUUAUGUCAAAUAAUGGCAUUGACUCUGUGAAUGUAACUCCUGUUCGCAAUGAGGGUAAUACAUUGAGGGCACAGAGGGGAAUCUCCGGGAUGGGACGGGGAGCUCAGUUGGCUAAUUUGAUAGAACCGAGUGUCAGGGCCUCCCCUGUUCAAUAAACACUCCCCCAAACACAGCCCAAAACCUUGAUUGGUCAAAGAUGAACCUAAUCCUCCAAUCUGACAUUAAAGAGCCACCUCACUUCAGAGGUGAAGGCUCAGAUCGAUGCACUGUUAGUGAGUGGCAAGAAAUUAUGCAAACAUACCUGGCAAGGAAGGGCUGUAGUUUGUCCGAGCAAGGCAAUGAAGUAAUGGACAGAUUGAUGGGGCGAGCAAGAGAUGUCGUCAAGAUAUGCAUCCGUAACAACCGGUUCGUAAGCAUUAGCAGAGAUCCUGAUGUUAUCUUCACUAUUCUCAGAGAGCACUUUGGAGAUGCAAUCUCGUCAACUACCCCGCUACAGGACUUCUACGAAACUAUACCAAAGCGUUCAGAGAGUGAUUUAGAUUACUGGAUCAGACUCAAUAAGGCUAAUGAUCUUGCUGAUGAGUGCCUACGAAGACAGGGAAAGAAAGUGGAGGAUCCAUGUCAUGAAGUAACCAUGAUGUUUGUUAAACAUUGCCCUGAUCCCAGCCUGUACACAGCCCUCAGAAGUAGACCUCUUGAGAAAUGGACUGUUGGAGAGGUUCAGGAACUGGUUGACAGCCACCACAAAGACAGGCAAUCAGCCAGGGCAUGUCAGACACGAAACACAGUCAAAGUUAAUGAGGAUGUGACCCCCAAUGCUUGGUGCAUGGCACAGCAGCCAGUUAGUGCUAAUCAGUCUACUAACCUUGAGCCAGCCUCUUUGAGUAAAAUGAUCUCCCUUAUGGAAAAGAUUCUUGCUAAGCAAGAGCAGAGUCAAAGCCAAGCCUGGGGUAGAGCACAGGUGGGUGAGGCCACCACAAACUUAAGCUCAUGUAGAGUCUGUAGAGCCCCAGAUCAUUCAUCCAAGGCCCACUGCUUUAGAGAAGGCCUAUGCUUUAAGUGUUAUAAAACAGGACACAGAGGAUUUGAAUGCUCAGAAAAGAGACAAGCGAACAAAACAAAUGUAGCCAUGCCCCAUGUGCCAGACCCAGCUUUAAACUAAAGGGCCUAUGCCAAAAGGGGGAUUGGUGUGGGCACAGAAUAAGACACAACCCCAAAGAACCCUGCAGAUUUUGAUACUGAAAAUGAAACCUAUUCAAAGCAGCAAGUGAUCCACAGAAAAAGAACCACACCACUAGUGGUGAAACCAGAUGGCCUGGCACAGGGGAUUGGUUACCGGAAAAUAGAUGACGAAGACGAUCUUUUCUAUGCCACAGCACUAGUUGAAGGGAAAGUAGAACUCUCAGCUCUUGUAGAUAGCAGGUCCACAACCUGCACACUGAGUGAGUCUGCUGAACGCAGCCUCCGGAGUGGCAACAUUAUCGAUGGAGAAUCAAGUCAUCCAACAGAAAAAAUUCUGAUAGGUUGUGGGGGUAAUGAGGCCAAACCUAAAUGUACUUAUGAGUUGAACAUAGAUCUACUUGGUUGCAAAAUGGCUGUCUCCUUCCUAGUUGUUCCAGGACAAAUAGAUGAUAUGAUAGCAGGAUCAAAUGUGAUGAGACACGCAAAGAAUAGUGACUGGUUUUGGGAUAAUGUUUCACGGCCAGCCAGAGAAGAUUCUCGAGAACCCCUACUUGACCUGCUGUCAAAUGUUGCACGCUGGCAUUGCGAAAGGAUACCAAAAAGGGUGGGAGCUGUUGUGCUGAAGCAGUGUGUGACCUUGGAGCCGCAACAUGAACAUUUACUUUGGGGAAAGCUAAAGGAGAAAGUGCCAGUGUCUGUGGAAGCAUUGUAAUGGUCGAACCUAGUGAAUCUCGGUCUGCGCCAAGAAACGUGUUAGUAGCACGCACUGUCUGUCCUUUGCGGGGGGAUAAUUGGAUUCCCAUGAAGGUGAUGAACCCCCUUGAUCGUCCCAUAGUCCUCCGCCGUAACACCAAGCUCGCUCAGUUACACGCGUGUCUAGCCCUUGAAGAAUUACAACUCGACGGUGUCAGUGAAGGGUCUCCUGGCAAGGCAAAGGCAGUGUUGGGCAAGAGUCCCUACAAAACUAACCUUGUGGUGGGAUCCAAACACAAUGGGUCGUAAAAGUGUGGCCUUUGAGCCAAGAUGAAGCCAGCUAAAGUUUUCCCUCUAAGAUCAAGCAUGGAGAUUGUAUCUUCUGGUGAUAACUUAAUACCUGGGGUCUCCCCAGAAACCCCUGCUCUGCUCCUGGCCGCUCCCACUCUCCUUUGACCUCUGACACUCAAUUGGCUAAAAGCCAGCAUCAUCCCAUAACCAGCACCUCAAGGAGGCUGGGCCUCCACAGGUUAAUAAAUGCUGCUGCUCAUCAAUAAUCGCUCUUUCUCCCUGCUGAGGACUUUGACCAGGACCCUUCGGGGCCUCCCAGAUGUUCCAGCUCUAAAGGGGGCGACAUCCACAAAAGUUUGUUUUAGCUUCCCUUUUCUUUAAUCUUAAGUCAACACUUAUUUUGAAAGACUAUUUUUGUUUUAACUUGAAAAGGCAGCACACAGGAAAUCGCUCGCAGGCCGAGCUCAGAGACUUUCUUUUCCACGAUCUCCAAACCAACUGUGCCACCGCUGUUCAUCCCUGCAGUAGAGACGAGGCAGAAUUCCGUCAGAGAAGAGACGAGGCAGAAUUCCAUUCCAAGAGCAAGAGAAGUUCGCUGUAUUCGGCCCCCCGGCUGACCUCCGUUGCAACCACGAGACCCACCUGAGCACCGCUUAAGAGGCCAGGACUUCACUCAAUUGUUUUCCAGGAAUCCGCCAUUCAAGCACGCAUCCUGAGGUUUAACGAGAGAUUCACUGGACUUCUGGAAAACCCGCGCCCCACGCGCAAGCAACACCGCAGAGGUCACAGUAAGAGGCUUUAUUGUCUGGGCAGAGACUAGUUUAAAUACUUAGCGUGUCAUUUUAUUUGAGUGUGUUUGUUUGUAGAUCGCUGAUCUUUUUUUAUCCGUGUUACACGGCAGACCGAGAGGUCACAUCCGGUUCCUUUGUCUACUAUGUUCUGAGAAGCGCGCGGUAACAAACCGGCGUUUCCUUUUUACGUGUUACUGUCAGAGAUAUAGUGCGGAGAUUUACAUCUGUUAAAAGAUAAAUCUCACGUAACUACGCCAUAGCCACUUCCCCCUUUUCUUUCUCACACACACACAGACAGGCAGACACACACGACCACACACACACACACAUAGAUACCCCGUAUCACAUGCGUGGUCUUAAUUGUGAUAAGUGCUGCUGCUGUUGUUGCCAUCUUUGAAAUAUUGGAGUUUGAUAAAUGAAGAAUCAUUGAAAUAACAUUAACUUUAUUUCCCUUUUUAAUAAAUACUUUUGUAAUUAAAGUAUUUGUAUUUCUGUGAUUAUUUGUGCAUAUGUAUGUGAAUACAGCUGGAUUACUAUAGCCUGUGCUCGAACUUAAAACCCUUCAUUGUUUAUUAUAUAAUCAUUAAUAUUAAAUAUUGAGAUUAUUAAUUUAACUUUUAUCACUUGAGACUGAUAACUAUAGUUUGACUAGUUGGUCCCUGUAACCAGGA